Messenger RNA from Punica granatum (pomegranate), 1362 nucleotides. The record is from RefSeq and is a predicted model, not a curated record. Lineage: Eukaryota; Viridiplantae; Streptophyta; Magnoliopsida; Myrtales; Lythraceae.
UCACUCCAAACUUAAUCCCUCUCUCUUGCCUCAGACUCCUCUUCUCCCUCUAGUACGGGAUAAGCCCGGAAAUGAAGCCGAGGCCCUCGCCUGAUCGCCAGAUACAGGCCUUGUUCCCAUUCGCCCUGGGCUCUAUCCUGGUCCUCGGAGGUGUAAGGCUUGUCCUGGACAACCUCAGGAGUCGCCAUGGGAAUGUCAACGGGAUCUUUGACAGGCGGAUGGGGCCGAGGAUGUUUGUGCCCGAGGGAGACAGGAUCAAGGACGAGUGCAAUGUGUUCGAAGGCAGAUGGAUCUGGGACAAUGUGAGUUAUCCUCUUUACAGGGAAGAGAGCUGCCCUUACUUGGUCAAGCAGGUGACCUGCCUCAAGAAUGGCAGGCCUGAUUCCUACUACCAAAAUUGGAGGUGGCAGCCCAGCGGAUGCAACCUGCCAAGGUUCCAUCCACUGAUGAUGUUGGAGAUGUUACGGGGAAAGAGAAUAAUGUUCGUCGGAGACUCACUUCAGAGAGCCCAAUUUGACUCUUUGGUCUGUCUACUGCAAUCUGCCAUCCCUCAAGGAAGGAAGUCCCUAAAGAGAAUCCCUCCAAGAAAAAUUUUCAAAAUUGAGGAUUACGACAUUUCGAUCGAGUACUACUGGGCCCCAUUUAUCGUAGAAUCGAUCUCGGACAACGCCACAAACCACACCGUCCGCAAGAGGAUGGUGAGACUCGACUCUGUGGCUAGCCACACUAAGUACUGGAAUGGAGUUGAUGUUCUUGUGUUCGAGAGCUACGUCUGGUGGAUGUACAAGCCUGUGAUCAAUGCCAGUUAUGGAACUCCAUUCAUUGUCAGAGAGUAUAAUGUGACAACAGCCUACAGAUUGGCUCUAGAAACAUGGGCAAAUUGGUUAGAAGCCAACAUCAACCCUCAGACACAGAAGGUCUUCUUCAUGAGCAUGUCUCCAACGCAUCUCUGGAGUUGGGAAUGGAAGCCUGGAAGCAAUGAGAACUGCUUCAGUGAGUCGCACCCGAUCGAAGGCCCUUAUUGGGGCACGGGAUCUAACCUAGAGAUCAUGGGAAUACUGCACGAUGUCUUGAAAGGACUGAAGAUCAACGUGACUCUGUUGAACAUUACUCAACUCUCAGAGUACAGGAAAGACGCUCACACAUCUGUAUUCACAGAACGCAAGGGAAAGCUAUUGACAAAGGAACAGAAGGCAGACCCGAAAAGAUUUGCAGAUUGCAUCCACUGGUGUUUACCUGGAGUCCCAGAUGCUUGGAAUGAAAUUUUGUACGCAUAUCUGUUGAAGGACUACCAAAAUAAGUGAUGACUUCGAUUUAGAAAUCAAAAAGAAAUUCGAGAUCUGUCCAAUUUCAGGGAAUCAA